This is a messenger RNA of Actinia tenebrosa (Australian red waratah sea anemone), 720 nucleotides long. RefSeq lists its product as uncharacterized. The record is from RefSeq and is a predicted model, not a curated record. Lineage: Eukaryota; Metazoa; Cnidaria; Anthozoa; Actiniaria; Actiniidae.
AUGCAUGUGUGGUGGCCUGGUUUAGAUGAAGAUAUUUCUCAGGUUGUUCGAGGUUGUUCUAAAUGUCAGCUGUCACGCAACAAACCGCCACAGGCACCACUGCAUCCGUGGGAUUGGCCAAAUAAUCCUUGGCAAAGGAUUCAUUUAGAUUUCGCAGGACCAUUCAUUGGUAAAAUGUUUUUAAUCGUAGUCGAUAGCCAUUCGAAAUGGUUGGAAGUAGAGAUUAUGUCCAGCACCGUGAGUGAAGUUACGAUAGAUAGACUUCGUGACAUGUUUGCACGUUUUGGAUUGCCCAAACAAUUAGUAAGUGAUAAUGGACCGCAAUUCAUGUCACAAGAGUUUGCCGAAUUUACAAAACGAAACGGAAUAAAACAUCCGUGUCGCACCUUACCAUCCGAGAUCGAACGGACAGGCAGAACGGCUGAGGGAAACGGUUCGAUCAAACAGAAAUUAGCUCAAUUUUUGUUUUCAUAUCGGAAUACACCAAAUAGCACCACUGGUCAGACUCCAGCGGAGUUGAUGCUUAAACGGCGACCGCGCACGCGACUGGAUCUGUUGCGACCACAUCUUGGAAACAAGAUGGAAGCAAAACAGGCCGAGCAGAAAUCAAAAUCAAUGACCAACAAUUCGAAAGAGCGAGAGUUUCCGAUCGGUGAGCCAGUAUUCAAAAUUUUCGAGGAGAACCCAAAUGGCUCAGAGCUACUAUCACAGAGCGAAUAG